Talpa occidentalis (Iberian mole) is the source of this 1117-nucleotide messenger RNA. It is a transcript of the gene CHIC2, whose product is annotated as cysteine rich hydrophobic domain 2. NCBI's taxonomy places the organism in Eukaryota, Metazoa, Chordata, Mammalia, Eulipotyphla, Talpidae. The record is from RefSeq and is a predicted model, not a curated record. The transcript is spliced from 6 exons. The coding region runs from base 305 to 802 and encodes 165 amino acids.
CUCUGGCUGUUGCUGUGGUUGCCUGAGUUGCUGCUGCUGCUGCGGCGGCGGCCCCGGCGGUGCUGGCGGUGGUGUCGGCCCUGGGGCGGAUGUUGACAUUGUGUUGUUGUUAUUGCGGACGGUAAUGGCGGCGGCGGCCCGGACCCCGUCUUCGGUGUAGCCGGAGCCCACACAGCCAGGAGCCAACUCCGCGGCCUCUGAGCCAGGCAGCGGCUCCCUCGGUCUCCGCCGCCUCCCCGGCCGGUACCCCAGCCCCGGCGCCUGGAGUCGGGCUCCUCCGGGCAGGGGGCCUCGGCGCCUCAGGAUGGCGGAUUUCGACGAAAUCUAUGAGGAGGAGGAGGACGAGGAGCGGGCCCUGGAGGAGCAGCUGCUCAAGUACUCGCCAGACCCGGUGGUGGUCCGCGGCUCCGGUCACGUCACCGUAUUUGGACUGAGCAACAAAUUUGAAUCAGAAUUCCCUUCUUCAUUAACUGGAAAAGUAGCUCCUGAAGAAUUUAAAGCCAGCAUCAACAGAGUUAACAGUUGUCUUAAGAAGAACCUUCCUGUUAAUGUACGAUGGCUACUUUGUGGCUGCCUUUGUUGCUGCUGCACAUUAGGUUGCAGUAUGUGGCCAGUUAUUUGCCUCAGUAAAAGAACACGAAGAUCGAUUGAGAAGUUAUUAGAAUGGGAAAACAAUAGGUUAUACCACAAGCUGUGCUUGCACUGGAGACUGAGCAAAAGGAAAUGUGAAACGAAUAACAUGAUGGAAUAUGUCAUCCUCAUAGAAUUUUUACCAAAGACACCGAUUUUUCGACCAGAUUAGCAUUUACUUUAUUUAUAGAGACUUUCCAAGUAUGUUGUCUUUCCAAUGGUGCCUUGCUUGGUGCUCUCCUGGUGGUGACAUAACAUUGGUUCUACAGAAUUGUGUGGUUUUUUUUCCCCCCGGUUGUUUUUUUUUUUUUUUUUUUUUAAAUAACCGCAUGUUCUAAGUGUGCAUUUUUGUCAAACUUUGCAACAGUUAUUUCAUACAGAUGUUUAGUACUUAAGUUAUUGUGCUUGUUUCUGCUAUGUAUUCUGAUUUUCAAGGAGUACUUUUUUGUAUUAUCAAAAAAAAAUACAUCUGAACUUAGCAUAAAAA